Messenger RNA from Exophiala oligosperma, 1068 nucleotides. RefSeq lists its product as uncharacterized. Bases 1 to 1068 code for a protein of 355 amino acids. The record is from RefSeq and is a predicted model, not a curated record. The transcript is spliced from 2 exons. Lineage: Eukaryota; Fungi; Ascomycota; Eurotiomycetes; Chaetothyriales; Herpotrichiellaceae.
AUGGCAUCUCAAACUUCCACCUCUGAUCACUUCCAAUAUCCAGUUCAGGAGCAAGGGGCUCCUCGUCUGUCGCUAAAGGCUGAUGGAGGACAACAAGAGCGAGUUCGGUUCGACCCCAAGAAGCACCUGCGCUUCCAGAUGCCCGACAAGACUUACACUUUAGAGGACCUCAAAUACGAAACCAAACAGGCUGUUGGUAAGGUGGCUGCCACAGAUCCAUUUCCACUUUUCUCUCCCGAGGCCAUUGUCGAGAUGCGGCGGGAGCUUUUGAGCGAACGUACCAUCAAAAACUGCAUGACGUACACCAGGCCAGGCUCGGUGCAGAUACGAGGUGCUGCUCCCCAGUACGCACCAUUCGUAUAUGAAGCGUGGACACACCCGGAGACGAUCAAGGCCGUGUCACAGGUUGUUGGACUUCCAGUCAAAAUAAACAUCCAACAAGAAAUUGGGCAUACAAAUGUCCAACUUGGACCUGAUGGCCUUGAAGGUCUCAAGAAGUUGACACCCGAACCAUUGGAGCCAAAGGCCCCUGGUGAGGAUGUCCAAGAGGAGGACAUCAUCCAGGAUAAAGAUACGGACGUCAUUGAGUGGCAUAACGACAUGUACCCGUGGUCACUAGUCGUGUCUCUGUCACUUCCUCAAGGAAAGGGAGGCGAGACAGCAUGCCUCUGUGGCGACGGAUCCAUUAUUAAGGCUGCAAAACCCGACGUGGGAUAUGGAGUUCUUUUGCACGGAAACGUGGUCAAGCACAAGGCAGUUCGUGCCAUUGGUGCCGAAGAGCGUAUAACCAUGGUUUGCUCCUGGUGGCCAGCCGAUCCCUUGCUGUAUGAUGACUCCAAGAUUUCUCACACCCGUGACGUCUCAUACAAGCCGGAAAUGUAUUAUCAAUGGACCACAUACCGACUUGAAGUCUUGGCCGCCAGAUGCCUUGAAAAAGCAAAACAGCUUCACCAGAAGCACGAGAACAAGAAGGAUUACUCAGAGGUUGUCGUCGAGCCGCAACAGUUUGCAGAAUGGGCGAAGGAGCAGAUCGCCUUCUUCGAGAGAACAUAUGACCAUGUUAAAUAG